Molecule: messenger RNA, 253 nt
Organism: Racocetra persica
Lineage: Eukaryota; Fungi; Glomeromycota; Glomeromycetes; Diversisporales; Gigasporaceae
Source: the annotation of a GenBank genome assembly
UACGAUUUUAGGGACCACACAAUGGGUAAUUCUCGAAAGAAGAGUAAAUCAAAGAAUAAUCAAAAUAAUACAAAUUAUGAUAAUUGUUUCAGAAUUGGCUGGGAUGACUUAUCUGAUAAGAGAAUUCAUUACGAAUAUUACAAUGAAUUGUUACGAGUACAUGUUAUAACUACGUACCCUACUUUUAAACUUAAAAAGAAAGGUGAAAAAGACUCAUUUGAAAUCACUCCGGAAUGUAAAAAAGCACAGAAAG